AUGAUGAGCGGGGCCCGGAAGAGAGACCGCGGGGACAGGGGCGGCCCCUGCCGCGACCACGAGGACGAGCAGCAGCAGUACCAGCAGCCCCGGGUGCGGUACAGCGAACUUGCCCCCGAGGCGAAAUUACAGAAGCGCCGUCAGGAACGACAGGAAAAGAAGGAAAUGGAACGAACCCUGUCGUACUUCAAGUCGGUCCAGCGGGCAUUGGAGGAGCAGGCGUCUGGUGCGGGGGAUGCGAGUACGCUGGCAUCCAUCGUGGAUGGCUUCUUUGUGGAGCUUAUAAAACUUCUCAAGGCUGAUUCCACCCUGCACCUUUUGCGAAACGGCGUUGUCUGCCGCGUUAUUGAGUCCGCGUUGACAAACUCGCUCUUGCUGCACAGUAAGUCCCUCUUGUACGUUUUGCUGGGACACGUGUUCGACACGGUGACCUCCCCCACAGCAAGUUACAUGAUGGAGACGCUCAUUGCAAGCCUCGCCCAGGCGCUCAGCGCACUGGCGGACGCCGAGGCAGACUCGUUUGAGUCGGAGAUGACAGACGGCGGCCCAGGCGUUCACACCGGAAGUGGUGUACCGAGCGCCGCCACCCUCGUUACGUGCGUCGUCGAGGAACUGUCAGAGCGGCGGGGGAAAUCGUCCUACAUGACGUGGCUUCCCGCGCUGUGCGCUCCAUCGUGUUGGUGCUAG
Molecule: messenger RNA, 687 nt
Organism: Trypanosoma rangeli
Lineage: Eukaryota; Euglenozoa; Kinetoplastea; Trypanosomatida; Trypanosomatidae
Exons: 1
Coding region: 1-687 (228 amino acids)
Biological process (GO): endonucleolytic cleavage in ITS1 to separate SSU-rRNA from 5.8S rRNA and LSU-rRNA from tricistronic rRNA transcript (SSU-rRNA, 5.8S rRNA, LSU-rRNA); endonucleolytic cleavage in 5'-ETS of tricistronic rRNA transcript (SSU-rRNA, 5.8S rRNA, LSU-rRNA); ribosomal small subunit export from nucleus
Cellular component (GO): nucleolus; 90S preribosome; preribosome, small subunit precursor
Molecular function (GO): RNA binding
Source: RefSeq, a predicted model, not a curated record